Molecule: messenger RNA, 1001 nt
Organism: Phytophthora infestans T30-4
Lineage: Eukaryota; Oomycota; Peronosporomycetes; Peronosporales; Peronosporaceae
Exons: 1
Coding region: 87-1001 (304 amino acids)
Source: RefSeq, a predicted model, not a curated record
CUCAUGGAGCCUCCCUUCGUAAAGCUUCAGCAGCUCUAACUUGCACCUCGCAUUGCUCUCUAUUCCUGCUGUCACCAGCCAGUGCUAUGUCGGACGUCAAUGCCUCCCCCCACGCUCCUUCCUCGACCUCGCCAGCUCCUCCCUCGACGGUGCUUCUAUGCUCAGAGCGCCCCGACUACCGUGGCAAAUGCCUUUACAAGACUGGCAAGUGCAUGAAUGAGCGCGCACUCAAGACAUCAGGGACAGCCCACAAUCUCUGCGACGAGCAUCGCAACCGGCAGAACCAGCACCAGCGCAAGCUUGAUGCCAAGAAUCGACUGCACAAGCGAGAGCGUCGAGCUCCCGCUGGGGUCGCCAAGAGCGAGCGGUUCGCACCAUACUCGGCGUCAUUUAAACUUCAAUCAUUUUCGCCUUCAGCUGACGCGUCGGACGAAGUGGACUCGAUUGACACAGCUGCCGAGGCUGCGCCAACCACGCUGCCGCGUACACCCACUGCAUCGUCGAUGGAAGUCGCUGCUGCGACUACAGUCGAAGUGGAUGGUGCAAUGCCUUCAUCUUCACUAGCGCAUGCUCCAGUGCUCGCCACGGCAAGAAGUGGUGUCAUGUUCCUGCCGAACGGGCCGCAGCCACCGCAGGUGUCCUACCCGUUUGUGAUGCAAGACUUCGACGGCAUCGUCGUCCCGCUGCCGUCCUAUCUCAAAGGACAAGAAAGAAUCGAGUUUCGCUCACGAAUCUACCAGAAGGUGCUGGAUUUUAUCUCGGAGGAGUGUAUUCUGCGCUUCGGAGCCAAAGUCGAGGCUUCCACCACAGCUGCCGACUCCUCGGAGAAGACGAGGGCAACGACCCAAUCCGAUAUCAACGGGCUGGAGAGUGAGCGUCCAACGAGCAGUGAGGGAAAUGCCUCAACCUCAAUGGAAGCCAACGAUGUCUCGGACGCCCAGCAGAGCAUGAAGUCAGAUACUGCUGACGGGUCAAGGACUACCGCCAAGAAGGUCCAUUGA